Terrapene triunguis (Three-toed box turtle) is the source of this 2467-nucleotide messenger RNA. It is a transcript of the gene DPF3, whose product is annotated as double PHD fingers 3. The record is from RefSeq and is a predicted model, not a curated record. NCBI's taxonomy places the organism in Eukaryota, Metazoa, Chordata, Testudines, Emydidae. The coding region runs from base 81 to 1079 and encodes 332 amino acids. The transcript is spliced from 9 exons. Gene Ontology annotation, cellular component: nBAF complex; nucleus. Gene Ontology annotation, biological process: nervous system development.
UCUCUGCUGCAACUUCCUGGUGUCUGGUGAUAAACAAACUCCCAACAAACCCUCAACCUUUCAUUUCUUUGUCACCUGGGAUGUGCCAGCCUGGGAAACUUGACAGUUCUGUACAGUGCUUGGAUAUCAUGCUGAUGAGAGUGACGUUACCACCCCUCAGACUUGGAGACCAGUUCUACAAAGAAGCCAUCGAGCACUGCCGCAGCUACAACUCUCGGCUGUGCGCCGAGCGCAGCGUCCGCCUCCCCUUCCUGGAUUCGCAGACUGGGGUAGCUCAGAACAACUGCUACAUCUGGAUGGAGAAGAGGCAUCGGGGACCAGGACUGGCCCCAGGUCAGCUGUACACAUAUCCUGCUCGCUGCUGGCGCAAAAAGAGACGCUUACAUCCUCCUGAGGACUCCAGGCUGAAGCUUCUGGAAAUUAAACCUGAAGUUGAUCUGCCUUUGAAGAAGGAUGGGUUCACAUCAGAGGGAACCACACUGGAAGCCUUGCUGCGCGGGGAAGGGAUUGAGAAAAAAGUGGAUACUAAAGAGGAAGACACUAUACAGGAAAUCCAGAGAGUUUUGGAAAAUGAUGAAAAUGCUGAUGAAGUGAAUGAGGAAGAGGAAUUAGAAGAAGAUAUUCCAAAACGAAAGAACAGGCCCAGAGGACGGGCUCGGGGAUCUGGAGGUGGCAGGAGAAGGAACGAUGCUGCCUCCCAGGAUGACCAUGACAAACCUUACGUUUGUGACAUCUGUGGCAAACGUUAUAAGAACAGACCUGGACUGAGCUACCAUUAUGCUCACACUCACCUUGCCAGCGAAGAGGGGGAUGAAGCCCAAGAGCAGGAGACACGCUCCCCACCCGUCCACAGAAACGAGAACCACAAACCCCAGAAAGGACCAGACGGGGCCAUCAUUCCCAACAACUACUGUGACUUCUGCCUUGGAGGCUCCAGUAUGAACAAAAAAAGUGGCUGUCCAGAGGAGCUUGUGUCAUGCUCAGACUGUGGACGCUCGGUCUGUCCUGCCCUCAUGGACUCCACCAUCCUUCAAGCAAGCCAUUUCCGAAGAAGGCCAAGAGAAGCCAGAAUGCUUUGAUAUUUCUCCUCUCCUUGCCCAACCCAUCCCAGCUGGCACAGGCGCCUGGACUGUGGAAAGCCUGCUGGCACCUGCUCAGAAGUUUUGGGAUGCCCUAAGCUUGUGCAAUACAAAGAAAACCUUUUCUUUGUUAAACAUCUUGAUUUCACUGUCCUUUAUGCGUGUGUGUAAACCCAGGUCAAACUGGAAUUGAUCUACAAUAGAAAUGACUGAAAAACAAACAAACUGAAAAAAGACAACUAUUUUAUUUAUUUCAAUAUUUAAGAGAGAAAAGAAGUGCUCAAGUUGCACAGUAUUUUUGUUUAAAAUACAGUUUACUUCAAAAUUUAAAAGCAAUUUUGUGAAGACGUGAAAAUUAAAAAAAAAAGCACUUAAUGUAAAAUAAAGACUGAAUAUUUACUUUAAGGAAAAACUUUUUUUUAAUUAUGAAAAUAAAGAUCAACUCUGCUCUCUCUUACUUUAAAGAAGCCAUUCAUACAUGUGCUGGGUAUUUUUAUUUUUUGCAAAUUGGAUGUGGUAAGUGAAGAUUGUUCUGGUUUACUUUCUCCUAAAUUCUUGGUACUGUUUCCCUGUUAGAUAUUUAAAGCUUAUUUGCUUUACUGUGGUAGGCACAAAUCUGAACAAAUAUACUGUUGAAAAAGCAAAGAACAGACCCAAAGGCUGAAUUCUUGUUAUCGGUUUUUGUGUCCAGGCCGGAAGGAGUAUUGAUGUAUCUUUUCUAUAGAGUGAAACAAGUUUUGGCUUUACCAGUUCUGGGAAAUAUUGCUGCUGAAAAUAGAGGUUUAAAAAAGGAACAUCUCAAUUUACAGCAGUGCUACAUUUCAUUUUAGUAACUCAGCAGCUCAUUCUGAGAGAUGCUUGCAAUCUAAGGGCCUGAGCGUUCAAGCAUUCUGGGCGUGGAAUCUCCCAGUGGAAGUCCCCUGCACUUCCAAGUGCAGCACCAUUGCAUAAUUGAGCCCUAGUUUGGGAACUACUGGACAUUCAAAGGCAUGCAGAACUUCUUUUAAGCACCUCAGAAAUAAGCAGCUGGGGUGACUCAGGAAGAGGCAAGUGUGAGGUGCCAGGUGUAGAACCCUAAAUUUAGUUUUAUGGAGCGUGUGUGGUAAGGAAGGAGUUCAUACAUUUAUUUUAAACUGUUACUCAUCUUCUCAGCCUGGUAAGAUGUAUUGAUUCAUAGAUGAAUUGAAGGGUCUAUUUGGUUACCCAGUCCAUCUCCAGGGGCCAGUGCAAGAUUGUUCCCUACAGUGCUUUGUGCAGACUGGUUUUGAGUGUCUCAAAUUAAAGAUACAGAACAGCCUAGUCUCCUAAAGAAGGCCUUGGAUUUGAACCUGAGGCCUAGUCUACACUAGAAAAGCUUUGCCAUUAUAGCUGCUACUGGUAUCAGUUUC